This is a messenger RNA of Truncatella angustata, 1497 nucleotides long. RefSeq names its product argininosuccinate synthase. The record is from RefSeq and is a predicted model, not a curated record. Gene Ontology annotation, cellular component: cytoplasm. Gene Ontology annotation, biological process: L-arginine biosynthetic process; urea cycle. The coding region runs from base 165 to 1403 and encodes 412 amino acids. Lineage: Eukaryota; Fungi; Ascomycota; Sordariomycetes; Amphisphaeriales; Sporocadaceae. Gene Ontology annotation, molecular function: ATP binding; argininosuccinate synthase activity. The transcript is spliced from 6 exons.
UCUCAAAUUUUGAGACUCACUCUUUUUCAUGACCGUCACCGCAACAAUACUUGACCUUAAAUCUCUCUUCUUUGAGGUUCCCCGGUAAUCAUCUACAGUCAAUCCCACUCCCGCAAUCUCAAAGCACCAGUCUUAACUAUCCACAAUCCUCAACACACUUCAUCAUGGCAGGAUCAAAGGGCAAAGUGUGUCUCGCAUACUCUGGCGGUCUCGACACCUCGACGAUUUUGGCCUGGUUGUUGGAGCAGGGAUACAGCGUCGUCUGCUAUUUGGCAAACGUCGGACAGGAGGAGGAUUGGGAUGCCGUCGAGAAGAAGGCUCUCCAAAUUGGUGCUGAGAAGAUGAUCAUUGAUGAUCUCAAGCGCGAGUUCGUUGAGGAGCUCUGCUGGAAGGCCGUUCAAUGUAACGCCAUCUAUGAGGACCAGUACCUUCUGGGCACGUCCUUGGCCCGCCCGAUCAUCGCGCGAGGCAUGAUGAAGGCCGCUGAGAAGGAAGGAUGCCAGUUCGUUUCCCACGGCUGCACCGGAAAGGGUAACGACCAAGUUCGAUUCGAGCUUGCCUACUACACCAUCAAGCCUGAUAUCAAGGUCAUCGCCCCGUGGCGCGACCCCACCUUCUUCAAGCGCUUCCAAGGCCGUAACGACCUGCUUGACUACGCCGCUGAGAAGGGUAUUCCUGUCACUUCUACCAAGGCUAAGCCUUACUCGAUGGACGACAACUUCGCCCACUGCUCAUACGAGGCUGGUAUGCUCGAGGACCCCGACGUGACCCCUCCUGAGGAUAUGUGGACCAAGACUGUCUCGCCUCUGCAGGCUCCCGACACUCCUCUCGACAUCACUGUCCACUUCGACAAGGGAAUCCCCAGCAAGGUCGUUACUCCCAAGGAAACCGCCACCGACUGCGUCGAGCUCUUCGCCCUUCUCAACGCCCUGGGCAAGGAGCACGGUAUCGGCCGUAUCGAUAUUGUUGAAAACCGAUUUGUUGGGUUGAAGAGCCGUGGCUGCUACGAUUCUCCUGCCAUGACCAUCCUUCGCCUUUCCCACGUCUCGAUUGAGGGUCUCGUCCUGGACGGCCGUGUCCGCUCUCUUCGUGACAACAUGAGCAAGCAGUGGUCCGAGCUCCUUUACAAUGGCAUGUACUUCAGCCCUGAGCGGGCUUUCCUGCAGCCCAGCUUGGACUUCGCUCAACAGCGCGUCAACGGCGAGGUUCGUCUUCGCCUGUACAAGGGCAACGCCUACGUCUUGGGUCGCAGCUCCCAAGAGAAGCUCUACUCUGAGGAAGAUGCAUCCAUGGACUCCCUCACCACCUUCGACCCUUCUGAGACAACUGGAUUCAUCACCAUCCAAGCUAUCCGCCUCAAGAAGUACGGCCAGCAAAUGGCUGAGGCCGGCAUCAAGUUCUAAUUUUAGAUACCAGCGGGAGUUCCGGAUUGGGAAAAGUCUUCUGCAAGUUCAAACAAAAUAGAUGAAUAAUAAAGUUAAAUCAUACGAAAGAAAA